AAUAAUUUAUUACAGUACCCCGAUGUCGCACUUUCACGACCCUGUGCCUCCGCCUCCGCUCUCUCCAACGAAAAAUUUAAGAACGAGGAGGAGGAAGAGAGGAGGAGAUCGAGCGCGCAACAAUGGCGAAAGGGACGGGAACGGGAGUUUUCGAGAACUUUCUACGCGACAAAUCCCUCAAAUCCCUCUUCUCCGGCGCCGGUCGCCGGAGAAUGGCCGCCGACGCCGCCGACGACGUCGUUUCCAUCCCUCAGCUCUCCGAUCUCGCCAACUCCGUCGUCGCUCGCUGCUCCAGGAUUCUUCUUCUUCCUGCAGAAAUUCUGCAGCAGAAUUUUGAGGCUUAUAUGUUGGGUCAUUCCAGAGAGCCGACUAUGUACGCAAGAGAAUUACUAGAAUACUGCUGUUAUAAAACUCUCUAUGCAAUCACUGCUCGUCCGGAUUAUUUGGCCGAUACGGAAUUCCGUCGCUUAACCUUUGAUAUGAUGCUCGCCUGGGAAUCCGCUGGUGCUGAGAUUGAACCGUUGCCGAAUGCAACUGUUUCUCGUAACAAUCCAGAGGCCGAGGAUGAGGAUGGGGCAUCGAUCUUUUACACAAAUUCUACACGCUUGGCUGCUCAGGUUGAUGUGAAGAAGACUGUAGGAUUGAAUGCUUUCGCCCGGAUAGCAACUGCAUGUCCUAUCUUAGCUGAUUUGAUCACUGUUCAUAACUUGUUUGAUGCCCUUACAAGCUCAUCAGGUGGUCAGCUCCAUUUCUUCGUAUAUGACAAGUACCUUAAAUCUCUAGACAAGGUCCUUAAAUCUGCAAAAAGCACUAUGGGAUCGCCACUUGCUUCGAACCUUCACCUUUGUGAUGGAGAAAUUAUCCUAGAUGUCGACGGUGCCUUGCCUACUCAACCUGUUCUACAGCAUAUUGGGAUAUCUGCAUGGCCAGGAAGAUUGACACUAACGACCCAUGCUCUUUAUUUUGAGUCCUUAGGAGUAGGUACUUACGAUAAGGCUGUUAAAUAUGAUUUAGCUGCUGAUCUAAAGCAGGUAGUGAAGCGUGAAUUGACCGGACCACUGGGUGCCCGCCUAUUUGAUAAGGCUGUGAUGUAUAAAUCAUGCUCUUUAGCAGAGCCAAUUUGUUUCGAGUUUCCUGAAUUGAAAGGCAGUUCACGCAGAGGGUACUGGUUGGCAAUUAUUCGUGAAGUAUUGCAGGUGCAUAGAUUCAUUAGAGAGUUUAAUCUUGAAGACAUCAAGGAAGCAGAAGCUCUUUCAAGAGCCAUUUUGGGCAUCUUUAGAUACCGUGCUGUCAAAGAAGCAUUCCGUGUUAGUCUUCCCUGCUUUAAAACUAUACUCGCUUUUGACCUAGCUGAUAAGCUGCCAAAAGGAGAUAUGAUCUUGCAAGCACUUUGCAAUUACUUGGAGUUGGUGCAAAUCGGGUGCUUGAAUCAUCGUGCUGCUGAGUUUGAUGCUGAUAAAAGAUUGAAGAGCCAUCCUUUACCCUUAUUUGUAUAUGCGCUGACCAGGGUGGGAUUUACGGUAGUGAAAAGAGAAGAUGGAAAUGAACCGAAAGAUCCAGCUUUUAGUGAUAUUUGUUUUGAUGCAACAAAAUCUCUGGAAACUGCUGUGAAAGAGUCUUUUUGUUACUCCGAAAGAGCCAAGGAAGCCCGUGCAACUGUGGAUCAGGUGAAAGUGGAAGGCAUCGAUACAAAUCUAGCUGUGAUGCAGGAGCUACUUUUCCCAGUUGUUGAAGCUGGCAAAAUGCUUUGUAUUCUGGCUGAAUGGCAAGAUCCUUUUAAAUCAUCCAUAUUCUUGAUUCUGUUCCUUUAUCUUAGUUACAGGGGUUGGCUGAGCUAUGCAUUGCCCUGCAUUUUCUUAUUUCUUGCUCUUUACAUGCUUUGGCACAAGUUCUGCAGAAAAGGAAAGCAAUUGGAAGCAUUGCUAAUCAAGCCUCCGCCAAAUAAGAAUGCUGUUGAGCAAAUUGUGACUUUGCAAAAUGCCAUUUCCCGGUUAGAAAAUUGUGUCCAUGCUGGGAAUAUAACUCUUCUCAAACUAAGAGCAGUUCUUUUCGCAGCAGUUCCAAAGGCAACUGAAAUGGCUGCGCUAGUUUUGGUCGCUGCAGCGGCUUUGCUCACCUUCUUGCCUUUCAAGCAUCUAGUGAUGCUAGUGGCCGUCGAGGCAUACACAAGGGAGAUGCCGUUACGGAAACAGAGCAAUGAGAAGCUUCAAAGGAGAGUUAGAGAAUGGUGGGCACGCAUUCCGGCCGCCCCAGUACAGGUUAUCAGAACUGAUGAAAGUAAGAAAAGGAGAUAGAAUCAUAUCCUCUUUGUUUUUGUUACUUAUCUUGUUACCUUUACCGAUAAAAGGAAAUAGGAAUGGUAUAGAAUUAUAUAUCCUUCUCGUUUUUGUCACUUAUCUUGUUACUUGAUGAAAGGAUAUAGGAAUGGAAUCCUUUUUAGUGUUUGUUUCUAA
This is a messenger RNA of Ananas comosus (pineapple), 2453 nucleotides long. RefSeq lists its product as uncharacterized. Lineage: Eukaryota; Viridiplantae; Streptophyta; Magnoliopsida; Poales; Bromeliaceae. Bases 123 to 2294 code for a protein of 723 amino acids. The transcript has 10 exons. The record is from RefSeq and is a predicted model, not a curated record.